Messenger RNA from Penicillium atrosanguineum, 2079 nucleotides. RefSeq names its product WD40 repeat domain-containing protein. Gene Ontology annotation, biological process: proteasome-mediated ubiquitin-dependent protein catabolic process. The transcript is spliced from 4 exons. Lineage: Eukaryota; Fungi; Ascomycota; Eurotiomycetes; Eurotiales; Aspergillaceae. The record is from RefSeq and is a predicted model, not a curated record. Gene Ontology annotation, cellular component: nucleus. Gene Ontology annotation, molecular function: protein binding; protein-macromolecule adaptor activity. The coding region runs from base 1 to 2079 and encodes 692 amino acids.
AUGGACCGUGUUUCUGGUCUCCCUGAGCCGCCUCGAUCAGAACCUCUCCUGCCUCCCUCGUCCCAGGAAAUUCCAUCCUCCCCGCCUUCUGUUAUUUCCGAAGCUGGCGGUGGACGACGACCUAGAAAACCCCCAACAGUCACGCCUCGGUCCUUCAGACGUUUUUUCACUCCCCGUUCCCUGCUCAACAGCGGUAAUGCGAGCGGUGUCAAGACUAGUCGCCAGGCUUUGAGGGCUCUGACUUCGCCAGCUCAGCCCUCAUCAUGGCUUACCAGAGGAUAUUCCUCGGACUCCGAGCAGGAAAAGAAAGCAUUCGUUCUCUUCGGUGGUCUCCCCACUACAAUCAUCGCCUUUGAAAAAGUUCGUGUGCGAUCACCGGUGGGCGACGAUGUGGAGCAAAGGAUUACCAUUCGCGAUAUCGACUUGACCUCCACCCGAGGACGCUUUCGGGAACCCACGCCACCAAGCCCACCUAAGCGCCGACCUGUCUCUCCUAUCAGCCGCUCUCGGGCUUUGCAAACGUCUGGUUCAUUGUUUAUGCGCACUGUACAAGGCUCGCGUGCCGGCCGAAUGACUCUCCGAUCUACUGCUGGAGCGGGCUGGCAAGAUCUUACAUCCAACUUCCAUUCGCGACCGGAAGACCGCCACUCAUGUACCAGCUAUGCUACGGAUGGGCAGAUGGCACUCCCGUUCUGCAAUGCCUCUUGCAACAGAGGAGGAGGAAUCCGCCUGUUGGACUCCUCCAAAGAAGAUGAACGCGGUUUCUCUAGUGCAUAUCUCGGCUUUCGUCCUCACAUGAACUCGAUCAUGGACCUCGAGUUUUCGUCCGACGAUAUGCUGCUGGCUACAGCUUCCGGAGAUCAAACAUCAAUGAUCAUUGACAUGACUACACAACGGCCAGUCCACUGCUUGUCCAACCACAACUCGUCAGUCAAGCGCGUUCAGUUCCAGCCACGCUCCAACAAUAAUGUACUCGCAACUUGCAGUCGGGAUGGUAAUGUCAACAUUUGGGACCUUCGUUGCAAAGGGUUCGAGCGUCCGGCACUGCAAGUCAGAUGCUCGCUGGAAUCUGAGGACGAAACCAACCCUGCGCCUCCAAAGAUGACCUAUCCUCACGUUCUCAACACCAUUCACGGUGCUCAUGCAUUCAGCACACCGCAAAAAGCAAUGAUGGACAAGGCCGAGGCUCCUCCAUUCGGUCGUUCCGAUAUUACUGUCACCUCCCUCGCCUUUCUUCCUCCUGGCCAAGAGAACCUUUUCGUAACAGCCUCAGAGGCCAGCGCCAGUGUUCGCCUCUGGGAUUUGCGCACGGCGCACAAUAACCGUCGUGGCCGACCUGUUCUCCCACUUUCUACCACCAGGGAGCCCGACAGCCACAUCAAAUAUCGCCGGUUUGGUCUUACUUCUAUGGCUUUUGGUGGUGACGGCGCACGAUUGUACACUCUCUGUCGAGAUGGUACCGUAUACGCGUACUCAACCGCGCAUCUAGUGCUCGGGCACGCACCUGAACUUUCCCAGAACCACGACCGUCCCCGACGCUCUGGUGGUUCCGACAAGGAGGGUCUAGCCCCCCUGUACGGUUUCCGUCACCCACGACUUCAGGUCUCCUCCUUCUACGUCAAACUAGCACUGCGCAAAGCAGUCAACGACCGCGCCGAGAUGCUGGCAGUCGGCAGCAGCGACCAUUGUCCUAUACUCUUCCCAACCGAUGAACGAUUCUUACAGCCUCCUGUUAAGACGAUGCCCGAUGAUCUCCCCGUGACUCGAACCUCCCUCUUCACCACUCGGUCUGGACUCCGCCGCACAAACUCCAGCGCUGGCCUAUCCGGCCGCCUGGAAGAUACCAUCCCCAUCCACCAAUCUGGCACGCCCCUCGUCGAAGGCCACCAAAAAGAAGUCACGGGCAUGUCCUGGACAGUUGACGGUGAAUUGAUUACAGUCAGCGACGAUUAUAGCGCUCGAUGCUGGCGUGAAGGUCCCGAAGCCCGCGAGCUCCGCAGUAACAACAAGAAGGAUGGCCGGGGCUGGCAGUGUGGAUGGGCUUCUACGAAAGACUCAUAUGAUGAUGAAGACGAAUAA